AUGGCUAACCGGUGGCUUGUUACAAGACGACUCUCUUCCCAAAUGCAGCCCUCCUUCGUUACCACUCCAAUAUUCUACGUUAAUGCAGCACCUCAUAUAGGUCAUCUCUACUCAUCUGUGAUUGCCGAUGCGAUUCAUCGCUUUAAUAAAAUGACCCGGUCGAACAAACCCGACGAUUGCUUUUUGAGCACAGGAACCGAUGAACAUGGACUGAAGAUUCAACAAGCCGCUAUAAAGCAUUCUACCUCAACCGAGGAUUAUUGUAAUGCUAUUGCUUCGAAGUACCGCGAACUAUUUGGCAGAUUCAAAAUCGACUACACACGGUUCAUCAGAACUACCGACACAGAUCAUCGUCAAGCAGUUCAUGCUUUCUGGAGAUCGUUAGCCGCCUCCGAUAGUAUAUACACGGCGAACUAUUCUGGCUGGUACUGUGUACCGGACGAAACAUUCCUCACCGACAGUCAGCUGAAGGAAAAUGAAAGGGGUGAAAAAUGCUCCAUCGAUUCAGGGCAUCCGGUUGAUUGGACAGAAGAAGAAAAUUACAUGUUUCGCUUAGGUCGCUACCAGGACGAUGUGCGGUAUUGGGUGAAGGGCCUCGAAGGGCGCCGGAUUCAACCCGACAAAUUUGCUCGCAUACUGCUGGGCUACUUAGAGGAGCCUUUACCCGACAUUUCUAUUUCGCGACCAAUGAAUCGGGUAUCCUGGGGUAUUCCUGUGCCAUCAGACCCGUCGCAAUCGGUGUACGUGUGGCUUGAUGCACUGGUAAACUAUUUAACGGUUGCAGGAUAUCCCAAAGAGAACUUCUGUACCCGAUGGCCGCCGACGGUGCAGGUUUUGGGAAAAGAUAUCCUUAAAUUUCACGGAAUCUAUUGGCCUGCCUUCUUGAUGGCUGCCAAUUUAGAACCACCGCAGCAGCUGUUGGUACAUUCUCACUGGACUGUUGAUAAUCAGAAAAUGUCGAAAAGUAAACAUAAUGUGGUGGAUCCGAACGAACGAGCGGAACUGUUCACACAUGAAGGUCUUCGCUACUUUCUACUACGUGAAGGUGCGGCACACAGCGAUGGAAAUUACAGUGAUACAAAAAUUCUGCGAGUCCUGAAUUCGGAACUGGCCGACACACUUGGAAAUCUACUUUCGCGAUGUUGCGGUAAAGCGCUCAACGCUGCAUCUAUUUUCCCGGCGGUAGAUGUCGAUGCUUUAGAAGCGUUGAAAGAAGUUGAUGCUACAAAACGGAUGCUGGAAGCACUGGAAGAAAUGCCAGACAAAACACUAGGUCAUUACAAAAAUUACAACUUUUACCUCGUAGCUGAUACGGUAGUCCAUUUACUGCACACUGCAAAUAAUUUCUUCGAAACCACUGCACCGUGGAAACUGAAGAAAAGUGAUAAUUGUGCUGAUCGUGCCAAGCUUAAUACCAUACUUUCUAUAACAAUGGAGGUGCUUCGUCAGGCAGGAAUCGUUACCCAACCGAUCGUGCCCGGGCUUUCGAUGCAGUUGCUGGAUAAAUUACAAAUUUCUCACUCAGCACGAUCGUGGAAUGAUCUGAAGGUACGUUUUUCAACGCGGGAUACUCCGUUGGCUGAAGGCGAAUGCAUACUUUUCCGGCGUAUUGUACCACCAGCUCCAACCGCUAACGAACUGGAUCGUCCAGAAAAACAUUCAUCACUAAAAAAGCGGAAACAGUCGUCGUGA
Anopheles marshallii is the source of this 1692-nucleotide messenger RNA. RefSeq names its product methionine--tRNA ligase, mitochondrial (gene MetRS-m). Lineage: Eukaryota; Metazoa; Arthropoda; Insecta; Diptera; Culicidae. The record is from RefSeq and is a predicted model, not a curated record. The transcript is spliced from 4 exons. Gene Ontology annotation, biological process: methionyl-tRNA aminoacylation. Gene Ontology annotation, molecular function: ATP binding; methionine-tRNA ligase activity. Bases 1 to 1692 code for a protein of 563 amino acids.